This is a messenger RNA of Triticum aestivum (bread wheat), 3044 nucleotides long. RefSeq lists its product as uncharacterized. The record is from RefSeq and is a predicted model, not a curated record. The transcript is spliced from 10 exons. The coding region runs from base 1678 to 3006 and encodes 442 amino acids. Gene Ontology annotation, molecular function: protein binding. NCBI's taxonomy places the organism in Eukaryota, Viridiplantae, Streptophyta, Magnoliopsida, Poales, Poaceae.
AGUACGCAUGCUUUCGGCGCUACUGAAGGGGGCAGUGUCCGGGUCGUGCCCAUACGGUGUGCCGAUCGAACAAUAAAGUUGUGAGGUCAAAUCGACCUUAUCUCUAUUGCAUCGUUGUUUGAGAGGAGUGCAUGGUCGACUGGUCAUUUUGACUCACCCGUGAGCUGUGCAACACUCUGGAUAGUAGGGCAUGGGCGACAUGGCGUUGUACCACUCCUCCCUAAUUGAUGCAUGUUUUCUGUUAUUUUAAUACGUCCACUUUCCCUCCUCAUCUACUCCACGGCAUACACUCCCUCUUCACAUGAAUUGGUUAAUCAACAAUUCUCCAUUGGGAGAGCCUUAAACUCGUCAUUGGUAUCUCAGAGUCAGUUUGCCCCAUUUUCAUAUCAACACUGGAAAAAAAACUAUUUUCCUUAACCGUGUAUCCCACUGAGAAACAAGUCAAAAAAACUGCAUUAUCGUUCGGAUAACGCCUCCCUUGGAUCCCUCCUGCCCAGCUCCCACCUACAUGUCAAAUCAACUUAAACUGCUGCCCUGCUUGAACUCUCUAUACGCUAGUACCUCAAAGUUGUAUAUAACUCAACCAUCCCUACCUCGUUCUCCUACACACCAACGUCAUGGAUCACAAUGCCGACGAGACGGAUGCUCUGUUCACCGGCGAAGCCAUGAUUGUUCCCCCCGCACGCUCAACUGCCACUACCGUCAUCCCCGCUCAUCCAUCCACUCUCAGGCCUAUGACAAUUAAGCAGUUGUAUGAUGGAUUCCUGGAGGACAUAGAGCGUUACCCUAUCGUAGUUGACGGAGACACCGUGUCAUCAGUGAUCCUGAUAGGAACUGUUUCACACUCUACUGUUCGAAUGAAUCACUGGUCCUUCGAUCUACAGGAUGCCACAGGGUUAAUCAACAUAUCUUUCUGGCCGGAAACAACUUCCGACUUUAAACUUGCUUGGUCAUCAAGCAAUGGCGACUAUGUUCAACUAUUUGGCAAACCUGCCAUGAAUGACAGAUUCCUUUAGAUUAAAGCUUUCAAGAUCAGGUUAAUCGAAAACUACAAUGACACCACGCACCACUACUUGUAUACCAUACACACCACAUUAGACAUUCGUAAGAGAAACACCCACAAGGCAAGAAUGGAACCUGACUCCACAGCAUCAACUGUUUUCCCAAAGGGGCCGUCAAUUACCCCGUCGGAGGUGCCCUUGCAUUCGUCAACAAAGGACAAGAUAUUUGCCAUCCUGCGAGACCCAGCUUACCGGACCAACAGUUAAAACAUAAAGUUCCAUGAUCCAUCCAAAGGAUAACUCCAUUUUUUUCUCUCAUUUGCCCUAACACAGCGAUAUUCAGCAUGGCGUUAGCUUGAAGUUAAUCCGUAGUGCACUGGACAUCAGCCAGGACGAGAUAAUGCAAGUCAUUACAGAGCAAAUCUACAUUGGGAUGAUAUACACAACUGUUGAUGACAACCACUUCAAGUCCUCCAUCUGAAUUGGUCAAUUAUCCCUGUGUUAAUUAUUAGAGCUAAAUAAUGUACUUGAGUGUCAGACAUUUAUGGUUAAGCCAUUAUGUGGAUUUUCAGUUAGACCUAUCAUGAUUGUAAUAUUUAUUUCAUCACUUUAGCAAUUCUCUCAGUUAUUUUAUUAUGUGGUUUCCCUUUCCCAAUUCUCUCGGUUAUUUUAUUAUAUGUGGUGUCCCACAUCAACACUUUAUUAUCUGGUGUGCCAUAUCAACACCUUUUUCCUGGCGCACCUGCUGGAUAGGUGCCAGUGUGCCACCCUUACACCCCAUACCACUCUUCUUCCCCAAACUAACAUCUGUCGUUCUCUAUCCACCAUGGACAUUGACCAGAUAGAUUUUUCAUCUAGCUUAGAUAACAAUAUUUUGAGUGAGAUUUUCAUCAGGCUAGGAUGCACUAGAUCCCUUGUUCGUAGUUCUGUAGUGAGUCCUAGAUGGUUUGAGAUCUGUACCUCCCAGCAGUUCAUCAUGGAGUAUGCUCGCCGCAAUGCUCCAGCCGUCCUCGGAUUCAUUGCUGCAUUCGAGCGCCUCUUCGAGCUGCACGUACGUCUUGUGGAUGUCGUUGCUUCCCCUCCUGAUCCAGGACAAGCUGCUCUGCUUGCUAGGGUUGACGUGGCAACCUUUGCCAUGGAGAACAUCCUUGCAUCUGAAGCAGGUGAGUUGCUCGUCUUGGUCAGAGGUCUCGACGGCGGGUUCUUCUCUGUCUGUCCAAAUCCUCCAUUUUCUCGGUCAUUCUUAGCCCCUAGAAUGCCUAGAGUCCCCCUGUUCCAACAUCAGCACACCCCUAAUUUAUAUGGUCAAUUUGGUGUCAUUCUCAUUGACAGCAGGCCUAAUUUUUCGUUCUUCGUUAAGCAAGCAGCAGGCCCUUUUGUCCGUUCUUAUUCUGGUUUGAGUUUCAGUUCAGUUGCUGACCUAUAUGUCCAUGUUUGCAUCCUAAAAAACAACGAAUGGUCACGCUUUGUUUCCCCACCGCUUCGAACUCCUCCUGGUAAUGAUGGACCAUUGUUCCAUUGGGAUCCAUACUAUCUCCUAGUUGGUUCCAAUCUAUACAUGAUGUAUGUGGUAGGAUUUGUGGUUUGCUUCAACAUAGAUACUUUUGUCUUCUCCACUGUCCAGUUCCCUGUAAGUGUCACUUCCUGCUUUGAUUACCACAUCUCUAGGAGCAGUUCAGGUAUCAUAUCAUUUGUUCACAGUGACAAUCUAUCACUUCGCACAUGGAGAUUAUCAUCACGAGAGCAUGAAGAAACAGCAUGGUUUCCUAUGUCAGAGAUAAACCUUGCAUCAUCCUUUGGAAGCCGAUGUCAGCAUCCCAUGUGGCGUCAAUUAUUCCUUGGAGUUGAUUUAGACGAUGGCAUUCAUUCUAUGCAAAUCAGCAACUCAAGCGGCAACGUACAUGAGGUGCAGUACCUUGAUGAAGAUGGCGCUCUAAGGUCUAUUGUUUCUCUUACAGAGCAUUGGCCACCAGUGGUUAAUAUGCCUAAUCAUGAUGCACCAUAGAGAUAAACAUGGCAAUGGCCGUGACACUUGUGUAUCUU